Arachis stenosperma is the source of this 945-nucleotide messenger RNA. RefSeq lists its product as uncharacterized. The transcript has 3 exons. Bases 1 to 945 code for a protein of 314 amino acids. Lineage: Eukaryota; Viridiplantae; Streptophyta; Magnoliopsida; Fabales; Fabaceae. The record is from RefSeq and is a predicted model, not a curated record.
AUGAAAUGGGUGGAGAAGUUAUUUUAUAGAAUCCCGAUUUCCGUGUUACGCGAUGAUGUGAAGUACGAUUCAUUCGUUAUAAGCAGUAACGAAGAUCUGCAAGUUCUGUUCCAUUGUCGUCUUCAGUUUUCCGAGGUGAGAACCCCAGAGCUAUUAGCGAAGCUUGUGGAUGUGGUAUCUAGUUUUGGAGGUUCAAACCGGAAUCCUCAAUAUUCAAGACAUCCAGCCUGCUCUAAUUCCAUGCCUGUUGGUGCCUCGUCAGCUGUGCCAGUGAUUGUACCUGAGGCUAUUUUAGUUGCUUCUCCAUCCUUUGCAGCUAAUCUGAACCGCAGUGGUGACGCAGGAGUUGGUGAGACUAGACAAUUGGGGGAGGUUGCGAUUGCAAUGCCCAGUACUCCUAUUAUGGUCCCUAUUUUCGGAGAGGGUGGAGUACCGGAUGGGAUUGAGGAUGCACUACAUGAUGAUGAUGAUGAUGAUGAUGAUGAUGUGGAGUCUGCCACAAUAGCUGAUGAUAGUGACGAUGACAUACCACAGACCACUGCAGUUUUUCAGGAUAAAGAGGAGGUCGUGUUAAGUGUAAAGACUUAUAGCAUCCGUCGUGGGGUUGAAUACAAGGUGUUGGAGUCUGACCAUCGCAAGUACUAUGGCAAGUGGAAGGAGUUCGGCAACGGUUGCACAUGGCUCAUUCGGGUUAGCCUUCGCCAGCACAGAGGUAUUUGGAAGGUAAAACGGUACAAUGUUCCUCACACUUGCCUAGCCACAUCGAUAUUUAGUAAUCAUAGGAUGCUUUAUUAUCAUGUCAUAUCGGCCUUCAUAUUGCCUAUGAUUAUAGCUGAUGCUGCUGUCUCGAACAAGAUUACAAUGUCAGUUAGUGUCACGGUUUUGAGGAUGAAUCCUGUGCAGUUUGGUGGGCAAGUGGAUGAGUCUUCAGCUUAUUUCCAUUAA